Molecule: messenger RNA, 1280 nt
Organism: Anolis carolinensis (green anole)
Lineage: Eukaryota; Metazoa; Chordata; Lepidosauria; Squamata; Anolidae
Product: cysteine-rich venom protein-like
Exons: 8
Coding region: 379-1095 (238 amino acids)
Cellular component (GO): extracellular region
Source: RefSeq, a predicted model, not a curated record
UGUGAACACAUUCUUCCAGGAAGAAUGUAACCCCAUCCAGACUGGGGUUACACAGAAGCUUCAUAGCCAUCUGUCAGCAUUGCUUUGAUUGUGUUUUCCUGCAUGGCAAGUGGAUGGUCCUUGUGUCCUCUUCUAACUCUAUGAUGGUUUGAUUUAAUGACCUUGGGAAUACAUCUUGAAGCCCAGAACCUGGUCUUCAAAUAAAUGAACCCCCACCCCCUUUUGAGGGGGUUUUGUAUUUAGGUUGUGUGUGAUUUUUUUGGAAGCACUCAUUUGUAAAGCAGGAAGUGUUCUUGCUUUAUAUACAGACUUCAUUUGUGCAGUUUGAUCUAACUUGUGCAGCCCUUCUCAGGACUUAAAGGUCACACGGUGCAAGUGAUGCUUCUUCAGAUUCUUCUCCUUCCUUUGGUUGCUAUGCUACAGGAAACUCUAGGACAGAUGAACAAUGGCCUAGUUGCUAAUAUCUCUGAAAGCCAACAGAAGGAAAUUAUUGACAAUCACAAUAAUAUCAGGAGAAGUGUGUACCCUACUGCUAGCAAUAUGAUGAAAAUGGAAUGGAAUGCAAAAGCUAGCGAACAUGCUAAAAAAUCAGUUGGAAAAUGUCGAGGAACAGUGAGCCCCAAAGAGGAGUUGCUUGUGGAUGGAAUCAUGUGUAAUCAGAUUGUUUUGCAAUCAAAACGUGCCAACUUCUGGAUCGAUGUUAUCCACAUGUGGAAUGAUACAGGAGUUAAUUUCAAGUAUGGCAUUAGUGCAAUUGAUCCAAAGCAUGAUAUUUCUGUCUAUACUCAGCUUGUUUGGCAUAAUUCAUAUCAGAUUGGAUGUGCUUAUGCGUUCUGCCCAAAGAAUGAGUUUAAUUACUUCUUCCUGUGCAAUUACUGUCCUGCAGGCAAUAUAUUAUCACAAUUACUAAGACCCUACAAAGCAGGACCACCAUGUGAAAAUUGCCCUGACAGCUGUGAGGAGAACCUCUGCAUCAGCUCAUGCAAAUAUAUGGACACUAUGAAGGGAUGUGACAUAAUGGUACGACAGUUCCAAGGUUGCAGUUCCAACGUGGUAAAGCGUAAUUGUAAAGCUACCUGCAAUUGUAGAAGAUAAAAACACCCUUAAAAUCAUCUUGAGAUUAUUCAAUUUAAGAAAGAAGAACUUCAAUAUUAAAAGGAAAUAUUAGUCAAAACUUGUAAUUUGACAGCAAUUUACAUUUUAAAAGAACAUUUCCAAAGGUUUUAAAGAGCAUUUUAAAGAUCAGUUGUAUAGAGAAUAAAAGAAAUGUAUCAAUCCAA